AUGAACGGCUCUGGGCUGAGGCGCGCUCCAACAGUUCCAGAGGCGGACGGUAUUGCAGCAUACUCUCUUGCAACUCGAAGCCUCAACAACCCAGAUCAGACUGUUUUCGUCUCUGGCUUUGUUGCAGCCGACGAGUCGCUUAAUAGCGGAGAAGGUGCUGCUGUCACGGAUUCACCCGAACGGCUUCUAGCAGAACUUUUUACUCAGUUUGCGCCAGUGCGUCGAGUGUCGAUUCCCAGAGAUCGCAUUACAGGCAAAAUUCUAGGAAACUAUGCCUUUGUCGAGUUUUUUUCAACGGAGGAUGCGAGCUAUGCAGCAAAGGUGGUGGACGGCGUGAGGUUCAACGGUCGCCGUUUGCUUGCGAGAGGGCCGUCAGUGCAGCAGCUCUCAGAGAAGUGA
Molecule: messenger RNA, 399 nt
Organism: Cyanidioschyzon merolae strain 10D
Lineage: Eukaryota; Rhodophyta; Bangiophyceae; Cyanidiales; Cyanidiaceae
Product: similar to splicing factor 3b subunit 4
Exons: 1
Coding region: 1-399 (132 amino acids)
Molecular function (GO): RNA binding
Source: RefSeq, a predicted model, not a curated record